Molecule: messenger RNA, 1471 nt
Organism: Lingula anatina
Lineage: Eukaryota; Metazoa; Brachiopoda; Lingulata; Lingulida; Lingulidae
Product: aminoacylase-1
Biological process (GO): amino acid metabolic process
Cellular component (GO): cytoplasm
Molecular function (GO): aminoacylase activity
Source: RefSeq, a predicted model, not a curated record
GACAUGAAAUGUGUUGGAAUACAGUACUUGGAAGCUAUAAGAAAGCUUCAAAGCAAAGGUGUUAAACUUCUGAGAACCAUUCACAUCUCAUUUGUGCCAGAUGAAGAGGUAGGAGGUCACAGAGGAAUGGAGCUCUUUGUUGAUCAUGAAGAUUUUAAGAAGUUGAACGUGGCCUUUGCCAUGGAUGAAGGGUUGGCAAAUGAAGGUCCAGACUUCAAAGUUUACUAUGCUGAAAGAGCACCAUGGUGGAUGCAGGUUACUUGCACUGGACAACCAGGACAUGGCUCAGCCUUCAUAGAGAAUACAGCGGCAGAGAAACUGAGGAGGGUGAUCAAUUCAUUCCUGGACUAUCGAGCCCAGCAGGAAAAGAUUCUGAAAUCUAACCCUCAGAUUGGUAUUGGGAGCGUGAACACCGUGAACUUUACCCUUGUUAAGGGUGGAGUCCAACCCAAUGUUGUGCCAUCAGAAAUGACAGCAACCUUUGACAUGCGUAUUACGCCAUCUCAAAACCUCUCAGAACUAGAGGCUGAAAUUAACCAAUGGCUGAAGGAAGCUGGAGAGAAUAUAACGAUGAAAUUUUUACAGAAAAACAUGUGCCAAGCUGUCACCUCCACUGAUGACACCAAUCCAUGGUGGAUGGCCUUCAAGGGUGCUUGUGAUUCCAUGGGACUGCAGAUUAAAACUGAGGUCUUUCCUGCUGCAACAGACAGUAGAUAUAUAAGAGCUGGAGGCCUUCCAGCUCUGGGUUUCUCUCCAAUGAACAACACCCCUAUCCUACUUCAUGACCACAAUGAAUUCCUGAAUGAGAACAUCUUUCUAAGAGGAAUAGACAUCUAUUGUGAGAUAUUACCAGCAAUAGCUAAUGUGCCAGCAUAAUGAACAUAAUAUACAGGAGCCAUUAUCAAAAAACAGCUUGUUUCAGUUUCCAAAAAGUUUAAGCAGAUGAAAUAAUUGCUUAUGUUAUGCAAUGUUGAUUUUACAAUCCCAACACAGUAGACUCUGAAUAAUUUGUCAGUUCAGAUUAUUGUUUAUCUUGAAAAAAGUUGUAGAACAGAUUUUUUUUCUUUUGUAUCAGCCAGUACUAAUGAUCAUUGCCUCAUUCGUAAAAUUAAAAUAUUUUUUAUAAAACUUGAAACAAAAAUUCCAUAUCCAAGUGCCCAAGGUAUACAAAGACUAUAAUUUUAUUAAUUUAUACGGAUUAUUGGACUUGAAAUGUCACAGUUUCAUCGUUUUCAAAAUAUAUCAUUUAGGUAUAUAACCUGCUAACGUUCUAUUGAAUGAUCAGAUUUUUUAGUUAAGUCCUAAGUAAUUUCUUUUAAAUUAAAAAAGUGGGCAUCUUUUAAUGGUAGAAAUGGAAAGUGAUUUUAUCAAAAUAAACUCAAUUUCAUAUCUCAAAAGAUUUUUAUCAGGUUUGCUGUCUAUAUUUUGACAAUUUUCUACUGAGGACUCAGUAAUAAAAAUCUAGACUACA